AGACAACUCCACGAUCAGGAUAACGGCGCUGCUUUUACUUUUGUCCUCGCUCGGACGCCGUACAGCACUCUCUUCUGAUUGGUCCCCCUACGUCUGAGGUUUAACACAAUCGUUUGAUAGACGUUUCCUGGGUAAGUGAAAUGCUUUAACGCGAUGCUAAAACUAAAAACAAGGACUUGUGCAUUUAGGUUGUUGGCUGAUUUAUUGCUUGUAAAUGUUCGCUGUGUUCCUUCCGAUCCUAACACCGACCAUAAUGAGCAACAACUAUCAGUGAAGAGCAGACAGUUAGCUGGUUAGCUGCUAGCCUGUAUGCUAGUGGGGGCUGAGUUAAAAGCUAACGUGAUGGAUUUGCUGUGACGUUAUUGUCAGGUUAGAAUAUAAACUUAAUGACGAGCCUGUACACACUAUAUGCAACAUACUGAGGGAAAAUAGACUGACUUAGUGAAAAAUGAAUACUUACAGUACGACUGCUUUAAAGAAAGCGAGUUAGCACGUGUGUUGCCUCUACAAUAAUGUUUUAUCAUAACACAAAAUUCUCUGUCUUCUCCAGUUUCCAGUUAAAAUGAGUCUAAGAAAGCAAACUCCGAGUGACUUCCUGAAGCAGAUCAUCGGGAGGCCUGUGGUCGUCAAACUGAAUUCAGGAGUCGAUUACAGAGGUAAAGAUGUCAGCAUGUGAGCUUGUCAAGGAGGGGUUUCUUCAUUUGAAAUGAAUGAAAGUCUCAGCAGCACUCACACCAUUCAACAUAUGCUGUCUGUAGGUGUCCUGGCCUGCCUGGAUGGUUACAUGAACAUCGCCAUAGAGCAGACUGAGGAGUAUGUCAAUGGACAGCUGAAGAACAAGUACGGAGAUGCGUUCCUGAGAGGGAACAAUGGUAAGAGCUCAGUGGAAAACCACAUUUCAGGGCAGCAAUGUUACUUUGACGAAGGUUUAAGGAGAAAUGCUAUCUAUCUAUCUAAUUUGAGAGGCAGGAUUAUGUUUAUAAAGACGCAGUAUUCUGUGGGUUUAUGAAGAAACAAUGUUUCUGACCAAUAAACAACAAUAAUAGUAGACAUUUUUUGGGCUUUAUCUUACAUCAAAACAAUGGGUUUGAGGACAAUUUUUAAAUACAAACCUUUUUUCUCAAACAGGUGUUUUUAAUUGUGUUGUUAAAACUUCGCUCUGAUUUAAAAUAUUCAGACAUCUGAAGAACCCUGUAGGAAAAGAUUUCAGAGAAAAUGAUUAAGGCUGUGUACGAAAUGGAUCCCCAACCCCUAUAUAGGUGACUCCAUGGGGGUUAGUGCCAUUUUGAGGGGUGUCCGAAACCUCAGUGAUCAAUUCCAGUGCCCUAUAUAGGUGACUCAAAAUUUCCUAUAGAGUAUUACAAAAUGUAGUGACCAUCCGAUGGUCACCCACUGGUGGUGGGCAUCCCGUCAUGCAUUGCGUCAUGCCACGCAGGUGAUUUAGUUCACUACAUAGUCAACUAUAUAGUAAAACCCCAUAUGGGGGUUAGGGAUUGAGUGAUUCAUUUCAAGUAGUGCCAGUUAAAAAAAUGUUUGUGAGACAACUGAACCUGUAUUUGAAUGUUCCUAAUUUCUUUGUCUAACUUAAGAAAAUGAGGUUUAAUCAACCAUCAACAAUGGUAAUAAUACAUAAUAGACAAUUAUAAUGAUAAAACAUAGAACAAGACUUUUAGUUUUGAAUGAUCUUUGAACCUGGAUCCUUGCUUACCUGGAAUGACUGCUAUUCUUCUCUUUCUUCUUCUCUCUUUUUUACACAUUGAAAAUUGUUUUCAUAAAUAUAGUCUUCAGAACAGCUACACAAAAACACAACUUCAUUUAUCCGUCCACAUUUUCUUCAAGCUAGCCAUGCAUUGUAUCUACUGUGUGAGAGUGAGUCAUGCUGGGUGGUGGAGUUGUCAGACAAAAAGGCCAACAGUCAGAGAUGGGACUAUUUUCAGACCGAGCAGCAGAUUGAUAAAAGUAGAUUUACAUUUUUUUUAAAGAAAAGCUCUGCCUGAAUGCCUUUUCUAUACAGUCUGUUACCUUUCGUUUCUACCCUGAGUGAUCCGUGUUCACUGAUUUCUCUUUAAGAUAAAAAAUGCCACUUUUUAAAAAGUUUUAUCUGCAGUAGUGGACCAGUGUUUCACAUGCAGGGUUAUUUUUGUCCUUACAUUUAGAGUAAAUGCUCAAAAGUCAGUUGUAAAGAACAUCUUAUUUGUCAGCCAAGUAUCAGAUUCAUAUGAAUGUACCAUUAUUGCAAGGUCUUUUACUGGGUUCAGUCCAGUUUUUGUAAACUAGGAUCAGGAAUCAGUAUUUAUAAUCUAACUUCUCUGACCUCUCUUGUUUGAUACUGAAUAACUUCAAUCUUUUAUGGCUUGUGUACUAGAUCUUGAUAUCCUAAACAUUUUAUUAGAUUAUUGGCCUCAAAGAAUCUGGGGAAAUAUGAUAAAUCGAACAGCAAACAAGGACUGAUGUGUCAGAAAAUGAUAAAUGAGUAUCGUAGGUGUCAUGUGAUGCUGAAAACUUAUGUUUUUUUUUCUUUCUGUCCACAGUUCUGUACAUCAGCACCCAGAAGAGGAAAGUGUGACAAGUGUUUUUGUGUUUUUAUUUUGUGGCUACUGCCUUUUUGUUUGGUAUUGUAAAGCCUCAGUUUCAGAGGUAGGUUUGCUUUUGUAAAAAUGGAACACGUGAAUAAAUCCUGAGUUUUUGAUUUGAGAGUUUGUGACUUUUAUAUACAAAAAUUUGGAGGGGUGCUGCUCUCAGUGGUUGUAUUGAUAUAGAGUAAGUUUUGCAGACAGUAAGCUUUGAACAGGCCUAAUUGUCAUUCUUGUGAGGAGGUGUUGUUCAUAUUUUAAUAUCUUGUGAUUUAAUUCCUGAAUUAAACAGGCUUCCUCACUGCCAGUAGGACUGUAGCAGUGGAAGUGGAAAGAUGGGCAUUUUUUCAGAUAAAUCAUUCACUUAAAAGUUUACCCCUGGAGCAAACAAAAGGCAAGCAGAUCUACUACUGUUUUACCACAAGGCUUUAAAAGGAUUAGACCACAGUUCUGUAAUUUCUCUGCACUAAUAUGCUAAUUUUGUAAUUGAUCUUGAUAUGACUUGCCUCCAGAAACCCAUUACUGAAUGGCCUGUGUACAAGGCGCUCAUCAUCCUGCAUUUACUUUAUUGUGCAAAUAAUAUGAUUGAGAACCGAUUAUAUACUUUAUAUAUAAAUCUAAAAAAAUGAAGCAAAGAUUUUUAUAAAAACCACUUUUCAAAAUGCUGAUCCAUCUUUAAGCUUGUUUAAUUUUAUAUUAAAUAUGAAAAAUGUUUCUGAAAGUAUUCCCGCAGCUCUGUACGAUGACUGACUUUGAUAACUUUCAACUGAUUGGAGUGUUUGCUUCAAUCCAUUAAUGUACCUGGAUCUGAACUCAGCCUAUAUCCUGUGGAGUUAAUCAUAAAGCAUAUUUCAUGUGUGUAUGAUGGAGUGCCCGUGCAUACCAAACUAA
Molecule: messenger RNA, 3464 nt
Organism: Xyrichtys novacula (pearly razorfish)
Lineage: Eukaryota; Metazoa; Chordata; Actinopteri; Labriformes; Labridae
Source: the annotation of a GenBank genome assembly